GCGUGGGAGGCGGAGGCGGGUGAGUGAGGAGACAGAGGGCAGCUUUGUGCGGGGCCACCAGCACGCCGGCCUGCUGUCUCCCGGGGGUGCUGCACGGUCCUGGGAACAUGCAGGGGCUCCUCCUUCCCACUCUUCUCCUCGCUGCCCUGUCACAGUUCUGCUGCAGGGCACAGGGCACCCCUGAAGGAAGGCCUGGCGAAGUCUCAGAAGUGCAUCAGCGUAAACAGUUUUGCCACUGGCCCUGUAAAUGCCCUCAUCAGGAGCCCAGUUGCCCUCCUGGAGUGAGCCUGGUGAGGGAUGGCUGCGGAUGCUGUAAAAUCUGUGCCAAGCAACCAGGGGACACCUGCAAUGAAGCCGACCUCUGCGACCCACACAAAGGGCUGUACUGUGACUACUCAGCAGACAGGCCUAGGUACGAGACUGGAGUGUGUGCAUACCUUGUAGCUGUGGGAUGCGAGUUCAACAGGGUUCAUUACCAUAAUGGCCAGGAGUUUCAGCCCAAUCCCCUAUUUAGCUGCCUCUGUGUCAGCGGGGCCAUUGGAUGCACUCCUCUGUUCAUACCAAAGCUGGCUGACACUCACUGCUCUGGGGCUAAAGGUGGAAAGAAGUCUGAUCAAUCAAAGUGUGGCCUGGGACCAUUACAACAGCAGCUCUCAACAAGCUACAAAGCAAUGCCAGAUGCGUGCCAGGCUUUUAAUCUGCUUCCUGUGUUGAGGUCUUAUAACUGUUGUCUACCUUCCAGCUUAUAGGAAUCUCCCACUUAUUUGGAAAAGAAAAUGUCUUGUGCAAGCAACAAAAUGGACCCCUUGUUCCACAACAUGUGGGAUGGGAAUAUCUAAUAGGGUAACCAAUGAAAACAGCAACUGUGAAAUGAGAAAAGAGAAAAGACUGUGUUAUAUUCAGCCUUGUGACAGUAAUAUAUCAAAGACAGUAAAGAUCCCCAAAGGAAAAACGUGCCAACCUACUUUCCAACUCUCCAAAGCUGAAAAAUUUGUCUUUUCUGGAUGCACAAGCACUCACAGUUAUAAACCCACUUUCUGUGGAGUAUGCUUGGAUAAGAGAUGCUGUGUCCCUAAUAAGUCUAAAAUGAUUACCAUUCAAUUUGAUUGCCCAAAUGAAGGGUCAUUUAAAUGGAGGAUGCUGUGGAUUACAUCUUGUGUAUGUCAGAGAAACUGCAGAGAUCCAGGGGAUAUAUUUUCUGAGCUUGAGAUCCUAUAAAACCAAGCACACGGGGGAAAAGUUAAGGUCAGUCAAUCAUGUCAUUAUAUCACAAAAUUAAAAUGGUUUUAAAAGGUUGGCAAAUCUGCCUUAUUGACUUAAAAUAGUAAGAAUGCCUAGCUAUUCUCAGAUGACUGUAUGUAAGACAUUAGAAGCUUUUAAAAAGGUUCUCCUAAAAAUAAUGUAAAAUUUGAAAAGCUUAAAGUAGAACACUAAAAUGUAUCUUAUAAUUUAUGUAAUACACAGAUAUUUGGUUCCAUCUACGUAUUCCAUACAUAAUGGAAAAAUUAC
Ceratotherium simum simum (southern white rhinoceros) is the source of this 1509-nucleotide messenger RNA. The record is from RefSeq and is a predicted model, not a curated record. NCBI's taxonomy places the organism in Eukaryota, Metazoa, Chordata, Mammalia, Perissodactyla, Rhinocerotidae.